AUGGCUUUAAUACAUAAUAGUUUGAUCUUCCUGUGCCUCCUCGUCUUGACGCACGCUAAAAGUGUUCAUAAAUAUGAAGAUUCGAAAAGUGAAUUGGAAGAGUAUAUUUUAAGCAAGAAGAAGGAUAUUAAUCCAAGAUGGAGGCCUUUAUACCAUCUCGCGCCCCCCGUUGGCUGGAUGAACGAUCCCAAUGGCUUCUCGUACCACAAUGGGAAAUAUCAUAUGUUUUAUCAAUUUUAUCCUUACGACAGCGUCUGGGGUCCGAUGCACUGGGGACACUUCUCGAGCCCUGACCUUGUCAACUGGACUGCCUUACCCACAGCUCUAUUGCCGGAGGAAGAGCAAUGCUUUUCAGGGAGUGCGAUAAGCGAUGGUAACACAUUAACUUUGAUGUACACCGGUCACGUGAUCACCAAUGUUGAACCAAAUUACGAGCAGAGCCAGUACUUAGCGUACAGCGAUGACGAAAUUAAUUUCUAUAAGUAUGAAGGUAACCCAGUUUUGCCCGAGUCUCCGAAUGGCUCCCCAGAUUUCCGAGACCCAAAAGUAUGGAAGUAUGGGGAGGAUUAUUAUGUCAUAAUUGGAAGCAAAACUUUAGACAACCGUGGCAGAGUUCUCCUGUACAAAUCUAAAGAUAUGAAAAACUGGGAAUUUUUAUCUGUCCUCGGCGAGUCGAAUGGUGAACUGGGAUACAUGUGGGAGUGCCCCGACUUUUUCGAAUUAGAUGGAAAAUUUAUUCUCCUUAUGUCGCCUCAAGGAAUACAGCCGCAAGGAGACCGAUUUAAAAAUGUUCACCAAACCGGUUAUAUAAUCGGUAGCUUCAACUACGAUACUAAUGAAUUUAUACCAGAAGUUUCGUUCCAAGAAAUAGACUUUGGCCACGACUAUUACGCUGCUCAGACGACUGAAGCAAACGGAAAACGCUAUAUUGUAGCUUGGUUUGCAAUGUGGGAAGUACCUCACCCAGAAGACGUCGAUGGCUGGGCGGGAACUUUGACAAUUGCUAGAGAGCUAAGUCUGGUAGACAACCGAAUCUUGCAAAAACCGGUUGAGGAUUUCGUUAACUUGAGAGAACAUGUGGCCUUCGACGGUGAAUUUAGACCAAAUGAAGUGCAAGAGUUUGGCAAAGCUGUAGAAUUACUGAUCGACAGUGAUUUAAGCCAGAAGGUAGAUCUGUUACUGGACGGGGUAGAGGGUGGGGGUAGCGUGUGGUUGCGCUGGGACCCUGAGACCCGCAAAGUAGUUGUAGAUCGAGGAUCUGGAGAUGUGAGACAAGUUGAAUGGUCACCUAUAGGAUCUCAGUCUUGGAGAGUGUUCCUGGAUGCCAGUAGCUUGGAAUUGUUCUGUGGAGAGGGAGAAGUGGUCUUUAGCAGUAGAGUGUAUCCUCUAGGAGGAUGGAAACUGACCAACCAGAGUCCUCAGAGUAUUCGCGUCAAGGCUUAUAACUUAAGGCGGUCUGUACCGGAA
This is a messenger RNA of Brenthis ino (lesser marbled fritillary), 1467 nucleotides long. The record is from the annotation of a GenBank genome assembly. Lineage: Eukaryota; Metazoa; Arthropoda; Insecta; Lepidoptera; Nymphalidae.